Molecule: messenger RNA, 1002 nt
Organism: Cyclopterus lumpus (lumpfish)
Lineage: Eukaryota; Metazoa; Chordata; Actinopteri; Perciformes; Cyclopteridae
Exons: 5
Coding region: 104-877 (257 amino acids)
Source: RefSeq, a predicted model, not a curated record
CUCCGGCUCCCCGUUGCCUCCGGUGCCCGCCGCCUCCUCCGCGGCUCUCCGGCUCCCCGGUGCCCGCUGCUGCCGCAGCCUCCUCCUCAGGAAGUCCGGUUCGAUGUGGGCCUCGUGUCCAUCGCCCUGCGGACGCGUCAGUCUGGUGUGUGGCCUCCUCCUGCUGGCCUCCUCCCCGCUCCUCACGGCAGGCCGACUGAGCAACUGCACGCACCCUCUGGUGCCGGAACAUGGAGGGUUCCGCUGCGAUCCGUCUCCGUGUCGAGGUUUCCCCCACAAGAGCUCCAUUCACUUCUUCUGCGAGCCCGGUUACCACGUCAACAACAAGGUCCGCGUCUCCAGGUGUCGCCACGGGAGGUGGCAGCCCCCGAUUCCUGCCUGCAUCCCCUUCAGAGAGGGUCCCAACAUGCGCUCUGACGACCGGGUGAACGACUCCAUGCCCAGCAUGGCCACAACGGCGGUGGGCGUGUCCAUCUUCCUGCUCACCACCACCGCCUGCCUAGUCGUCAAGUCCCGCCUCUACCCCUGUCAAUCACACAGCAGCCGUCGCUCCUCAGACCAGCUGGACCUGAUGGUGGACGGACUCCCCGUCUCCCUCCCCUCCUACGAGGAGGCGGUGUACGGCAGCUGGGGGCAGCGCCUGCCCGCCUUCUCGGCCCCGGGACCCACCCAGCUCCUGUUGGCUCAGGAGGCUCCCAUCAAUCACCCGGCGUCUCUCAACAACCAAUCAGACAGCAGCAACCGCCCGCUCCUGCCCAGCCCUGACAACCCCCCGCCCCCCUACGAGGAGGUCCUGUCGUCGGACCCCAGAGACAGGGUGGGGGCCGGGGACGUCCGGCCGCUACGUGUUGCGUUUUCAGACGACAAAGACACUUGAUUGAGGGUCGGGGGUCGGGGGGGGGGGGGUCCACAUGUGACCACGUGAGAUCACGUGAGACCACGUGUUAUUUAGCAAUGAAGGAUUUUGAUUGACGCCUGCAGUGUUUACUCUGCAGAUCCAUA